Molecule: messenger RNA, 3489 nt
Organism: Zygosaccharomyces rouxii
Lineage: Eukaryota; Fungi; Ascomycota; Saccharomycetes; Saccharomycetales; Saccharomycetaceae
Gene: RTT107
Product: Rtt107p
Exons: 1
Coding region: 1-3489 (1162 amino acids)
Biological process (GO): double-strand break repair; DNA double-strand break attachment to nuclear envelope
Cellular component (GO): nucleus; Cul8-RING ubiquitin ligase complex
Source: RefSeq, a predicted model, not a curated record
AUGUCUGAUGGUAGUAAAUUAUUUGAAAAUUUGAAUUUUUUAAUCGUUGUCACUAAAUUUGAACAAUUGGAAUCCACUAGAUCAAUUAUCGAUCUUUUGAAAAGGAAUUCAUGUCAGAUUUGUAGCGUUCACAAAUGCUUUGAUACUAAAAGUCCUACAAUCCCUAAAGAUCUUAAAUCGUGGUUUGCAAACGACGUUGCAGAAGGUAAUACCAUUCACUUUAUUAUAAGUGAAGAUGUAAAUUUCCCAUUCUACCGUGUUGCAUCUUUUGAUUUUUUAAUACCUGUGGUGACACCAAAAUGGAUUCAUAGCUGCAUUGAAAGCCAGAAGCAUGCAAGAACGUCACUAUUUUCACCAGAUCCAAGACAUAUUUUUAAGGAAUUCCAAAUUUAUGUUUCAAGACAUUCCUUCAACAAUUCUGAAUACUUAUUCUAUACGGAAGCGGUACAUGCAUUAGGCGGGACCUGUGUGGAUUUUCUUUCGAACAAAACUACACAUUUAGUGACUAAGGACCCUCAUGAUCCCGGAAUCUUAGCGGUUAUCAACUUUGGUAAAGUAGAACCGAUGAAUUUUGUGUAUCCUACAUGGAUUGUACAAUCUUUUAAACAACUAUCUAUUGCUCCAGAAGACAUGCAUAAAAUAUCUCCUGAUGAUUCUGAUUCGUCUUCGAAGAGCAAACUAGAAGAUAUCUGGGGUCGUCUUAAUGAAAUUGAUUUUAAACUAACUUCCAAUAUUUGGGAAAAUCACUCCUUUAUCAUUGGGAUGGAUGUCUCUUUGAAUAGAGAUUUGUACUCUACAUUGAUUGAACUUCUACAAGCAAAUGGUGGUACGGUACAUCGUCAUUUGGAUGAGUCAGAUAUUGCCAAGACUAAUGCAGAUUGUUACAUCGGAAAAUCUGUAAGUUCAAGGGAAUACGAAGUUUCUGAAAAUAAAAAAUUACAUCUGGGGAAUCUCAUUUGGGUCUUUUAUAUGUGGUCACUAUGCCAAUUUAGGCCUCCUACAGAAAAGUUGAUUUUUUCGCCUUUUAAACGUAAACUUUUGGAAACAAAUCAACUAAUUACCGCCUAUACGAAUUUCUUUGGACAGCAACGGUUCUACAUCCAAAGAUUAGUAAAUGCUCUUGGUGGCUUCACGACAUCUGAAUUAUCUCGAAGGAACACCCAUUUACUCUGUCGAUUUCCCUUUGGCAAAAAAUUCGAAACCGCUAAAAAUUGGGGGGAUAAAUGUGUGAUCACCAACUAUUUGUGGUUGGAAGAAUGUUAUAGGCAAUCCACAAGGCUAGAUCCACUAACACCUUGUUUUCAGCAGCUCCCUGUGGAAGGUGAAUUACAAAGGACUUUGGGUCAAAUGCAAUGGGACAAUUCAGAAUCUCUCGAACCUCAUGUCAAAAACCUUUCGAAACAAUUCAAUGAGGAGGAGCCAAACAUCCAAAAUACACCACUGCCGUCCCAACAUGACGAACAGGAGACAGGCUCAGGAAACGUGGAACAACCGACCCCCGAACUACGACCUAUGGUCCCAGAACCAGUUGAAGAACCUCUCAAUACCAAUGAACACUCCAAAUUGGAGGAGAAUACUGAAAAAGAAGAAAAUCUCAUAGGAGAAAAUGGAGAAAAAUCGAAUCCUGCACCUCAAGACAUGUGUGACAAUCCCGAAAUAACACCAGAUAUCGAGCACCCACAGCAAAAAGAGGUCAUGGUUCAAGAGGCCUCUAGGAAUGAUCCAGUUUCUCCCCCUGAUGAAUCAAUGCUAGAGCAAAAAAACACCGAAACAAUUUCAAAUCAUGAAGAGAUUGUCCGUGCUGAUGUUAAUAGUCAAGAACAGAAGCCGCCCUUGGAGCGUAUGUCUAAUGAGCAGCACCUUCCAAUUGAGCAAAACGAGGAUCUAGAUUUGGAAAAGCCUCAGAAACAGACACAAGAUGUAAAUAAGUCCACAGAAGGAAAAGAGAGGCGCUCUCAAGAGAACUCGCAAAAGGAUUUGCUGAAUUUAAAGACUCUUGAGGAAGAUACAAAACCCGAGUCUGUACAGAGACCAAAUGAAGAAAGACAAUCUGAAAAUAAAGAUCAGAAACAUUCUCAGGGACCAGCGGAAGAAACCAUAAAGCCUAUUGAAGAACAAAAACAACACCAGCGAUCCCAGGAAGGGACCAAAACACCGAUCGAAGAUAAAGAACAACAAGAGGAGCCCCAUGAAAACCAUGAAGCUGCCGGCAACGACCUGGGCCAGUACCAGGAGUUGCUAGAAGAGCCUAGAAUACCGAUUGAAGAAAACACUCAGGCAGGGACACCGCGCCAACUCCCCAGCGAAUCAUCUGGAGAACCUGCAGUUUUUUCAAGACAAGGCAGUAAGGACCUCAACCGGACAAGGACAAGCGCAGAUUACUCGCCAUCAUCAGAAAUACCUAAAGACGUAACAGAAGUCCAGGCUACUUCAAAACAGGAAGAAGGUACACCAAAAUCACAAACCCCACCAUCUACAUUGACGCCGACAUCUUUUGAUCAAAUCCACUCCAGCCAAGGAAGUCGCCGCGCGGCUAAGACGAAAGCGGCCAGGAAGUUGCAUGAUGACAUAGAAUCAUUGAAUGAAUUCCAAAGAAAUACAAAGAGAAAGAAAACUGGAAACCUUUUACCUGAAGAGAUCGCUCAGUUGGAGAAAAGCAAAGCACUUGAGGCAGAAGCAAGGGGAAUUUUGUUGAAAAUACUACCUGAGGAAAAUGAGAUUACAAAGGACGAUACUGGGUCAGAAGGUGCUCAACAUCAUCGCUCAAAGAAAUUACCAUAUAACAUUAAUGCUGUAACCACUGGUCUCUCAGGAAACAUUGGUGAAUUAGAUCUGACAAUCUUGAGAUUGCUUGGUAUUACAAUCCACAACGAGAUAACAAGUGAAAAUGUUGGAAAAUUGGAUGGAAUUAUUGCCCCCAAGAAAUUAAGAACUGCCAAAUUUUUAAAAAGUUUGAGUUUUCACCCAUUGAGAUAUGCGCUCACUCCGAAAUUUCUAAAGGACAUAUUAAGAAUAAUUCAUAAGGGUAAAAAGGCAAAUCUAAGCCUUGAUAUAUCUCGAUACUACAUUCCAGAUACAGACCAAGAGAAAUUAUUCAAGUUGACAUCACUACCGAACAAAGUCUUUGAGCGUGCUGGUAUAUUAAAUGUUAAUAUUAUAAGCGAUAUACCUGGGGGAAUUGAUACCAUAUCCUCAAUCCUUAAAGCACACGGUGUGAAAGAGACUAGAUCUAUUCCCGCAACACACAUGAAUAAAUUGUCAUUACAAGAUUUCUUAUUGAACGAUGCAAAUUCAGAGACAACAACGGAGGCCCCAGUGGAAUACAUUUUUCUUGUGAAUAAGCCCACCCAAGUAAGAAUCUUCAAAAAAUUGACGAAGGAUAACAAACAUUCGGCAUUGGCAGUUGCAUGGGAUUGGUUCAUUACUAGUAUAUUUCAGCUCGAAGUCGAUGUUAGUAAUUCAGAGCACGUGAUACUUCGUUCCGACUAA